CAACACCGACAGAGUCGCAUCGCAAAAAAAAUGUCCUGUUGCGUUCCGGGCUGCGAGCAGGCCACCAUCGCCGAGUGUCCGCUGCUGCAGCUGCCCCGGAACGAGUCGCUACGUGACCGGUGGUACCAGGCCAUCAGCGCCGGCACGGGACUCCUGCUGGACGAUUUGGACAAAUCGGAGACGGGCAUUUGCAGCUGGCACUUUGGCAAUGCCCCACUGGAGGAGUACCGGGAACCGCGGUGGUUCAUCGAUCGACAAGGGCAGGAGCUGGAGAUAGUAUGCUGCAGGUUUUGUCUGCAGUUCAAAAACCGGGACGAGAUGACCUGCUACGAAGGUAAGGUUGGGACGCAGUCCAUCGGAAACUUUCUCAAGCAGAGCCUGAAGGUUACGCUACUGAAGGACAGCAACUUUACGGAAAUCUGUCAGGAAUGUCUGGUUCGAAUUGAUUUGCUCAAGAGCUGGGUUGUAGACAUUCAGCAGGUCGAGGCCGAAUUCCGUUCUAUAUUGGUUGCGUUCACCCAGGAGAGCAUGGUUCCUUUCGAGUCUAUUGGAAAGAAUGAAGAAGCCGAUGAUACUUAUUUGGAUGAUGUUAUUGGUACCGAAAUCGAUGCAGCGCUUUUAAUUGAAAAGAUAGAAGACGAACUUGAGCCAUGCAUACAGGAUGAUUUUCCAGAUGAUCCAGUUGAAUCAGAAGAAGAGCAAAUGCCGCAGCAAACGGCCGUUGAAAGUAAUGCCACACAUCGCCCACACAAAUUGAUUCCGGAAACCAUACGCAAGAGAGGGCGACGGCCGAAAAUUCCAGACAAACCCCCAACGCCAAAGCCCUCGUACAAAGACAUUCUACAUCGAAAGUGCUUCAUCUGUAACACCCUGCUCGAAAGUCGAACCGAGCUGAUGUGCCAUCUAACGGAAGCGCACGCGACCAAGAUCGACUACCGCUGCAAAGAGUGUGACAAAUCGUUUCCCCUCGUAAGUUCCUUCAACCACCACCUCGGAUUCCACGAUCUGGAAAAUCGGCCGCUAAAGUGCAACUUCUGCCCGCUGGGGUUCAGCACAAACGACAGCCUCCGCAACCACGAAGUCAGGGAACACAACGCUAAUCAUCAGAAAAAGAUCACGAAACGAAUCGCUCGCCAGUUUCAGUGCGACACUUGCGGAAAGACCUUCAACAAAGGGUACCAACUGACCGAGCACGACGAUUUCUACCACAAGAACCGGGGCGCCGAAUGUAAACUAUGCUCUAGAACCUUUCCGUCGAAGAAUCUGCUGCAGAAACACCAACUCGUGCACUCCCGGGAGCGUAACUACCGUUGUGACCAAUGCGGCCAGGCAUUUACGAAAAGCGAAAUCCUUCGAGCGCACAAGAUGAAGCAUGAGCCCAACUACGCGGAAUGGAAGGCGCAACAGAAGAAGCCGCCACCGCGGCAGCGAUUCCGGCAGCGGGCUAAGAAGGUUCCGGAAGAGGAAGUCGGUUGAAGAGGAAGCAGGUUCCGGGUUUAUUCACACGUGAUCAACAUUCUGUUUUCGUUCAAUCUUAAUAAGAGUUGAAAUACAUGUGUAAAUAAAUAAUUAAAAAAAAA
Molecule: messenger RNA, 1580 nt
Organism: Culex quinquefasciatus (southern house mosquito)
Lineage: Eukaryota; Metazoa; Arthropoda; Insecta; Diptera; Culicidae
Product: zinc finger protein 2
Exons: 2
Coding region: 31-1476 (481 amino acids)
Biological process (GO): regulation of transcription by RNA polymerase II
Cellular component (GO): nucleus
Molecular function (GO): RNA polymerase II transcription regulatory region sequence-specific DNA binding; DNA-binding transcription factor activity, RNA polymerase II-specific
Source: RefSeq, a predicted model, not a curated record